Ctenocephalides felis (cat flea) is the source of this 371-nucleotide messenger RNA. RefSeq lists its product as uncharacterized. NCBI's taxonomy places the organism in Eukaryota, Metazoa, Arthropoda, Insecta, Siphonaptera, Pulicidae. Bases 33 to 371 code for a protein of 112 amino acids. The record is from RefSeq and is a predicted model, not a curated record. The transcript has 2 exons.
UGUGAUGUGUGUUUAUUAACAAUUAAAAAGAAAUGGAGGAAGCUGUGGAGAAUUUAGAAAAAUCAGUGAAGACGACUGACCAAAAGUUGGAAAAUGUAGUUUGUAAAAUAGAUGAAUAUGAAAAAAAUAUGUCAGAAAAUGUUAAUAACGACGUUGCAGUGUUUGAAAUUCUGGAAUCUGUCACCGAAGUCAAGAACGAAUACCAAAACCUUAGAAAAGACAUACUCGAAGUACAAGUCCUUCAAAAACAACUUGCCAACAACUUACGCACCCAAUUAAAACAGGUUCAAGGAACUUUUACCAUGCUGAAAGGUAAGAUUGUCAGGCCAGAAGCUGCGACUCAAGAACGAGUGAGAAUUGAAGGAAAGUAG